Perkinsus marinus ATCC 50983 is the source of this 549-nucleotide messenger RNA. Its product is annotated as bax inhibitor-1, putative. Gene Ontology annotation, cellular component: membrane. The transcript has 5 exons. The record is from RefSeq and is a predicted model, not a curated record. The coding region runs from base 1 to 549 and encodes 182 amino acids. Lineage: Eukaryota; Perkinsozoa; Perkinsida; Perkinsidae.
AUGUCCAUAGCUCUCUUGAUGGGGUCGAUGUACACCACUGACCCCUACAACGACCGUAUCGACCCUAAGCGCUUGGCUAUGUUUGGAGGAUUCGCCUUCUUGAAAGGAACCUCUCUGGGACCUCUCAUUCACUAUUCGGUGAUGAUUGAUCCAGACCUGCUUAUGACAGCCUUCUACGGCACACUGGCCAUCUUCGCCUGCCUUUCUGCGUGUGCCAUAUUCUCGCGUAGGCGAGAGUGGCUCUAUCUAGGCUCGAUUCUAAGCUCGGUGAUGCUGUACAUGGCCUUAGUCAACAUCGGGAAUAUCUUCUUCCGUUCGAACUUGGUAUUCAACUUGAACCUCUAUGGAAUGCUCUUGGUGUUCAUGGGUUACGUCCUGGUCGACACUCAAGUGGCCAUCGAGUCCUUCUACAGCGGCUACAGAGACCCUAUCAAGGCUGCAGGCGAACUCUACACCGACCUUGUUGCUAUUUUUAUUCGAAUCUUGGCCAUUCUGAUGAGGAACUCGGAGGGUCGUAGGAAGGACGACGACAGACGCCGAAGACGCUAA